AUGGAGGUGGAGGUGUACCAUCCUGACCCCAUGCGCGGUGGCAUUGGGCGAUGGAACUCGAUGUUCCGCUUCCGUCAUCUCGCCACAGGCCAGUAUUUGGGCGCCAUUCCGUACGAUG
This is a messenger RNA of Sphaeroforma arctica JP610, 118 nucleotides long. RefSeq lists its product as hypothetical. The annotation marks the transcript as partial. The transcript is spliced from 2 exons. The record is from RefSeq and is a predicted model, not a curated record. NCBI's taxonomy places the organism in Eukaryota, Ichthyosporea, Ichthyophonida.